AUGGUAAGGGGAAAGUUCAAGAGCAAGCCCACCGGUCAUCGCCAGUUCUCCACUCCCGAAGAUCUUCUUGCUGGUACCUCUACUCGUCCUCGCACUUUUUCAAAGAAAGAAGCUGAAUAUGACAAAGUUGAAGAAGAAAUUGUAGAAAGUUCUGAAGAGGAGUCCGGAGAUGAAUCGGAAGGACAAGAUGAAAAGAAGAAGGGAAUUCAAGGUAUUAUUGAGAUUGAAAAUCCUAAUUUGGUAAAGCCAAAGACCUUGAAAGCUAGAGACAUUGAUAUUGGAAAAACAACUGAACUCUCAAGGCGUGAAAGAGAAGAGAUAGAGAAACAGAGAGCCCGUGAGAGAUAUAUGAGGUUGCAAGAACAAGGAAAAACUGAGGAAGCAAGGAAAGAUUUAGAGCGUUUAGCCCUUAUAAGAGAACAAAGGGCCGAAGCUGCUAAAAAGAGAGAAGAAGAAAGAGCUGCCAAAGAACAGAAGAAGGUGGCAGCCCGCAAAUGA
Messenger RNA from Prunus armeniaca (apricot), 498 nucleotides. The record is from the annotation of a GenBank genome assembly. Lineage: Eukaryota; Viridiplantae; Streptophyta; Magnoliopsida; Rosales; Rosaceae.